AAAUACGUAGACUUCAAAGUUUUUGAUUACAUAGAAUUCAAAAUAUUUAUUUAUAAAAUUAACAUGAAAGUAUCCGAUGGCUAAAUUUCACAAAUCAUGAGGUUUUCACUUUUCAUUAUUAUUAUUUUUUAAAAAAAAAGUACAACUUGAAAAAUCCUAAAUUACAUUAAUCCUUGUUAUUUAUUUAUUUUCCUUUGGCAAUUUGGUGCACUUUCUUCUUGUUAAAAAAAAGUCCUUACCUUAACCACCAUUUUGGAAACCCCCGUUUGUUGAACAAGAACUCGAUCGUGGGUAUCCCGUAUAUUCCCCCAAAGUAAUCAAAGUUUAGCUUAUAGUGUUAGUGAAACGAAAGUAGGAAAAGGGAUCUGGGGGCGAAGGACUAUUAUGGUAUAAAACUUUUGAAUUUCGUUGUGCAUGGAGGAGGAAGAUCUCUGCGUUAUUAGGGUUAAUGAUAAACCUUUUAACUUCUAUUCCUACACUAAAUACGAAAGGGUAAUUAUAGAAGCAAAAACAACAUUUAAGUUGAGUCUUCAGUAGCUGAGAUGUCUUUACAUUGGGUAGCAGCUCAAACAACUCGGUCUAAUUCUUAUUCAGAGUGACGCUUUAGCCCUUCUGAGAUAUUGUGAUGCCGGAAGAUAAAGGUUCGGAAGAUCCUCGCUCUGUUAAUAGUCCUAGGAGGAUCUUGAGUUUUUCCAAGAAUAGGAAGGCCACUGUGUUCUUUCCAGAUUCAGAUGACAGAGAUUCAGGAUUUGGUGUUUCUGGAGAUCAGGGACCCAAGACUUCUGAAGUUUAUGGAUUCGUUGGCUCCAUUACUACUGUUGUUGCCACAGUUCUCUUUAUGGUGUGGGCAUAUCUUCCCGAACAUUGGUUGCACUCUUUGGGAAUUGUUUACUAUCCAAGCAGGUACUGGGCAUUAGCUGCGCCAGCUUAUGUGAUGAUGACUAUAGUACUAGCUGUAGGAUUUUACAUUGGUCUCAACUUCUUAGCUACACCUCCUCCAACUUCUUCCAGCAUGAUAUAUGAUGAAUUCACUAGAGAACCUUUGCACAACGGGCAUCCAACAGACAGUGAUGAGCAACCUAUAGAGCCUAUAUCUGAUAUUCCGAUUGAUCAAAUUAAUGACCUUAUGUUCAAUCCAAGAUGAGAAACAAUUUACCUGUGCAGUUAUUUUGCUUGGGUAGAUUGUGUAUCAGUUACAUUUUCUUCAUUUAUCAGUGUCUCUUGGAUUCACCUAGCGAUCGAUUCUCACUUUGUUGAACUCGAAAUGGAGGCUGUCUUUACCAAGAGGCAAAGAUGAGGUAUUUUCGCAAUAGAAGGUAUAUCACUAAUUGAUGCUUUGGCCAUUUUGUUUUCGAAUUCUAAACCGGCGAGACGCUGCUGGAUGCUUUUGAUCAAUAGAACACGAAGAAGAAGAUGGCUUCUUUCACAACCCUGCAUUUAAACCUUUUUGGCAUCCACGUAUUGAGGCUUAGGGUACUCAUUUGUUUUCCUCUGUAAUACCAAAAAACAAAUAUACUGGAAAACAAGGGUAGAUUACUGUUUGGGGGGAAGAUAAAUUGACUAUAUGGUCUGUACUUUGUAUCCAUUGCUAAUGGUGGCAAGAGUGAAGUCAAAAUAUGGAAAAAAGAAAAUAUGCUCUGUACUUGGUA
Capsicum annuum is the source of this 1649-nucleotide messenger RNA. RefSeq names its product phosphatidylinositol N-acetylglucosaminyltransferase subunit P. Bases 626 to 1144 code for a protein of 172 amino acids. The record is from RefSeq and is a predicted model, not a curated record. NCBI's taxonomy places the organism in Eukaryota, Viridiplantae, Streptophyta, Magnoliopsida, Solanales, Solanaceae. The transcript is spliced from 6 exons.